Messenger RNA from Acanthosepion pharaonis, 2178 nucleotides. NCBI's taxonomy places the organism in Eukaryota, Metazoa, Mollusca, Cephalopoda, Sepiida, Sepiidae. The record is from the annotation of a GenBank genome assembly.
AUGUAUCUAUCUGUCUGUCAUAUCUAUCUAUAUCUCUAUCUAUCGGUUCAUAUCUAUCUAUCUAUCUAUCUAUCUAUCUAUCUAUAUGUCUGUCUUUUCAUGUCUAUCUAUCUAUCUAUCUAUCUAUCUAUCUAUCUAUCUAUCUAUCUAUCUAUGUCUAAUCUAUCUGUUCAUAUCUAUCUAUCUUGGUCUGUUCAUAUCUAUCUGAUACCGCUACAUCGAAAAUCACUGUUCAUUAUCUAUCUAUCUAUCUAUCUAUCUAUCUAUCUAUCUAUCUAUCUAUUUGAGUGUGUUCAUUAUCUAUCUAUCUAUCUAUCUAUCUAUCUAUCUAUCUAUUUGAGUGUGUUUCAUUAUACAUCUAUCUAUCUGAAUGUGUUCAUUAUCUAUCUAUCUAUCUAUCUAUCUAUCUAUCUAUCUAUCUAUCUAUCUGCGUGUGUUCAUUAUCUAUCUAUCUAUCUAUCUAUCUAUCUAUCUAUCUAUCUGCGUGUGUUCAUUAUCUAUCUAUCUAUCUAUCUAUCUAUCUAUCUAUCUAUUCAUUAUCUAUCUAUCUAUCUAUCUCGGUAUAUCUAUCUAUCUUAUCGAACGAUAAUGCUAUCUAUCUAUCUAUCUAUCUAUCUAUCUAUCUAUCUAUCUAUCUAUUUCGGUCUGUUCAUAUCUAUCUAUCUAUCUAUCUAUCUAUCUAUCUAUCUAUCUAUCUAUCUCAGUCUAUUCAUAUCUAUCUAUCUAUCUAUCUAUCUAUCUAUUUAUCUAUCUAUCUCAGUCUAUUCCUUAUCUAUCUAUCUAUAUCUAUCUAUUUAUCUAUCUAUUUUCACUGUAUCUAUCAUAAUCUAUGUACAUGUAUGUAUCUGUCUGUCUGUCUGUUUGUCUGUCUUUCUGUCUCCUUUCUUUCAUAUCUAUCUAUCUAUCUAUCUAUCUAUCUAUCUAUCUAUCUAUCUAUCACUGUGUUAUCUAUUUAUGUAUGUAUGUAUGUACUAUCUAUACAUGUAUCUAUCUGUCUGUCUGUCUGUCUUUCUGUCUCCUUUCUUUCAUAUCUAUCUAUCUAUCUAUCUAUCUAUCUAUCUAUCUAUCUAUCUAUCUCGGUAUAUUCAUUAUCUAUCUAUCUAUCUAUCUAUCUAUCUCUUUUCGUAUCUAUCUAUCUCCUUUCGUAUCUUUUCGUAUCUAUUUAUGUAUGUAUGUAUGUACAUAUGUAUGUAUCUAUCUGUCUGUCUGUCUGUCUGUCUGUCUCCUUUCUUUCAUAUCUAUCUAUCUAUCUAUCUCGUGUGCCCCUUUCUUUUUUUUUUUCGAACCCAUUUUUUUCUUUUUUUUUUUCCUUUUUUCCUUUCUUUCUGUCUUUUCUUUUUUUCUUUCCUUUUUUUCUUUGAUUCUUUCUUUCUGUCUUUUCUUUUUCUUUUUUUUUCUUUGAUUCUUUCUUUUGUCUUUUUCUUUUUCUUUUUUCUUUCUUUUUUCUUUUUUUUUCUUUCUGUCUUUUCUUUUUUCUUUUUUCUUUUUUCUUUGAUUCUUUCUUUUUUUUCUUUCCUUUUUUUCUUUGAUUCUUUCUUUCUGUCUUUUUCUUUUUUCUUUCUUUCUUUUUUCUUUGAUUCUUUCUUUCUGUCUUUUUCUUUUUUCUUUCUUUCUUUUUUCUUUGAUUCUUUCUUUCUGUCUUUUUCUUUUUUCUUUCUUUCUUUUUUCUUUGAUUCUUUCUUUCUGUCUUUUUCUUUUUUCUUUCUUUCUUUUUUCUUUGAUUCUUUCUUUCUGUCUUUUUCUUUUUUCUUUGAUUCUUUCUUUCUCUUCUUUCUUUCUUUCUUUCUUUCUUUCUUUCUUUUGCACCUGUUUUGCUUCUCUUUUCUUUCUUUCUUAUUUCUUUUUUUUAUUUCUUUCUUUCUUUCUUUGCACCCAAUUUAUAUUCUGCUUGUUUCUUUUUUUUUCUCACCUGUUUUAGCUUCUUUCUUUCUUUCUUUCUUUCUUUUUUCUUUUUACCUGUUUUUUCUUUUUCUUUCUUUCUUAUUUCUUUUUUUUAUUUCUUUCUUUCUUUCUUUAUUUAUUUUCUUCUUUCUUUCUUUCUUUCUUUCUUUCUUUCUUUCUUUCUUUCGUACCUACAUCUUUAUUCUUUCUUUCUUUUUCUUUCCAUUGCACCCAUUUAGCUUUUGUAUUCUUUCUUUCUUUCUUUCUUUCUUUCUUUCUUUCUUUCUUUCUUUCUGA